AUGGACGAGGAAGAAGGACGGACGACGGCCGCGGUAAAUGCGCCGGAGCCGCCUCCCCUGCCCUACACCUUGCGCACUCGCAAAAAAUCCAUUGCUAUCUUCUGGAUUUUGUUCAUCAUCGAUGUCGUGGCGCAACCGUUGGCCCUGUAUUGGGCCCUCUGGUAUGCCACUGACCUAUCCCACAAUAUAGUCUUCUCAAUCGUGACCGCGUCGUUGGGGGGCAUCUCGGUGUUUGAAUACUUCUACCGGCUCUAUAACCUCUUCCGCAAAGACUCCCGAGCCCGGCCCUUGAACGCAAGGAAGUCAUGGCUCGACUUCUUUCAGAUCAACUUCACCAUCGUCUGGUUGAUUCUCGCCGUCGAGCUCGUCGUAGGAUCGGUAGCGGAAGAACCACACGUCCGACUCGUGGCCAUGGUCCUCCCGACCGUCAUGUUUUAUUUCGGCGCGGUCUACCUCUCCCUCGAUAUUCUCCGCCUCUUCGGCUUCAAGGCCCCCUUCCGGAUCUCCUCGACUCCCAAAGGAUCGACCAUGCCGACCGCCCUGUAUGUCAUGAUUGAGGAUGUGGUCGCGGUCGAUGGCGCGGGGGGUCAGAUCUACCGCUACGCCCUUCGGACCCGAUACUUGUCCAGCCCUUACUUUCGCCGGAUGCUCCGAGAGAUGAACUUCUUCUGGACCGGGGGAGCGCUCAUCUGCGCGGGAGGCAUCACCGCGCUCGUCUUUACCACCUCUCGGCCGGUCGCAUUCACGCUGGGCUGGUCCCUCCCGAUUGUCUGGGCGAUUGUCUGGACGUUGAUCACGAUCCCGUGGGUCCAGAGCGAUCUACGGCGCGAAAAGCAAACGUGGCAGGAGAAUCGUCCCCAUGGCGGCAUCCCUUUCACCGACGAUGUCAACGCGACCAGCGCUCGCACGCGCUUCGAGUCCGUUCAGGAACAUUUUCCUCACAUCCUGCCGUGGUUGCGGGAGAAACCAUCCACCCUGUCCGACGGACAGUCCGCUACCUAA
This is a messenger RNA of Aspergillus campestris IBT 28561, 1002 nucleotides long. RefSeq lists its product as uncharacterized. The record is from RefSeq and is a predicted model, not a curated record. The transcript has 6 exons. Lineage: Eukaryota; Fungi; Ascomycota; Eurotiomycetes; Eurotiales; Aspergillaceae. Bases 1 to 1002 code for a protein of 333 amino acids.